This is a messenger RNA of Acanthochromis polyacanthus (spiny chromis), 1126 nucleotides long. RefSeq names its product nipsnap homolog 3A (C. elegans) (gene nipsnap3a). The record is from RefSeq and is a predicted model, not a curated record. The transcript has 6 exons. Gene Ontology annotation, cellular component: mitochondrion. NCBI's taxonomy places the organism in Eukaryota, Metazoa, Chordata, Actinopteri, Pomacentridae. The coding region runs from base 84 to 824 and encodes 246 amino acids.
AGUGAGAGCUCGUUGGUUUUCAGGAUCUGUGCUUCCUCUUAUUCUGCUUCCCUUCGAGUCUUUUCAGUCACUUCAUUGUCAACAUGUUGAAGUUCAGAACUGCUGCUCUGCUGCUCAAACCUGCUGCUGCCGCUGCUCAGCCUCGUGUGCGCCUCUCUAGCUGCCCCCAGCAGGAACACACCACCUUCUAUGAGUUCCGCACCUACAGCAUCCGACCGGAGCAGAACGCCGCCUUCCUCAAGCUGACCAAUGAGAAGAUCCACCUGCGCACCGCGCACUCCGAGCUGAUUGGCUACUGGAGUGUCGAGUAUGGUGGUCUGAACCAGGUCUUCCAUAUAUGGAAGUAUGACAGCUUCUCUCAGCGGGCAGCUGUUCGGGCGGCUCUGGCUCAGGACCCCUCCUGGAUUUCUGAGUACAUCUCCAAGGCGAUACCGAUGCUGACGUCUCAGGACAAUGAGGUCACAUACCUGGUUCCUUGGAGCCGCUUGCAGAAGCCUCCGCGUGACGGUGGUGUGUACGAGCUGGCAUCCUUCCAGAUGCGUCCGGGCGGUCCGGCGGUUUGGGGCAAUGCCUUCCAGGCCGCCAUCACCUCCCAUGAUGCACCGGGGUAUGGAAAGCUGUUGGGAGCUUUCCACAGCGAAUUUGGAGCUCUGAAUCAAGUUCACGCCCUCUGGUGGUUUGAGAGCGCCGACCAGCGAGCUGAAAUUCGACACAAAGCCCACACUGACGCCAGAGUAGUCGCUGCAGUCAGAAACAGCGUUGUCCAUCUGGACUCUCAGAGGAAUCGGCUCAUGUUUCCGUGUCCUUUCUCGCCCAUGAAGUAAUCUCCAGUCCUGCGUUUCCACGGCAGAAACAAUCAGCUGACGUUAAGCUUGAGCCUUGCAGGCUUCUGUACUUCUGUGUUUGCAGUCCCAUGAGACUGUGAGGAUGCUGAGGAGCCUCGUGUGAAUUACCAACUGAAGUAAAUCAGGCAGUGUUAGUGACAGCAGCAGCAUCCAAUCCAUUGGUGUGAAUGAUGGGGUGGGCGGGGCUUCUCUAGUUUAAAGCUGAGCUCUGCUGAUAGAAAAUGGAUUAGCUUCAGUUUGACCUCAAUUCAUCUCAAUAAUAAAGUAAGACGGUCGGUGCA